CUGCGGGCGGGGCGUCCCCGUGGGCGGUCGGAUGGCCGCGGCGCUGCGCCGCCGUUCGGAGCCGUUGCUGCGGGUGCUGGUGGCCGCCAUGCAGCGAGCGGCGGGUUCUCCGUCGCGGCCGGGCAGCCCCGAGCUGGGGAGCGGUGUUGGCUGGCUGAGGGCGCUGCGCUUCGAUAACCUGGCGCUGCGCUCGCUGCCCGUCGACCCUUCCGAGGACCACGCUCCGCGGGCCGUGCCCGGCGCCUGCUUCGCCCGAGUGCGGCCCACCCCGCUCAGCGACCCGCGGCUCGUGGCCAUGUCGCCGCCCGCGAUGGCGCUGCUGGGGCUGGAGGCCGAACGGGAAGCGGAGGCCGAACGGGAGGCGGAGGCCGCCAUGUAUUUCAGCGGGAACCGGCUGCUGCCCGGCUCGGAGCCCGCGGCGCAUUGUUACUGCGGGCACCAGUUCGGCAGCUUCGCGGGGCAGCUGGGCGACGGAGCCGCCAUGUACCUGGGCGAGGUGCUCGGCCCGAGCGGAGCCCGCUGGGAGCUGCAGCUGAAAGGAGCCGGGAUCACCCCCUUCUCCCGGCAAGCCGAUGGUCGGAAGGUCCUGAGGUCAAGCAUACGGGAGUUCCUGUGCAGCGAGGCCAUGUUCCACCUUGGAAUUCCAACAACGAGGGCUGGAACCUGUGUGACAUCUGACUCAGAAGUUGUUCGUGACAUAUUUUAUGAUGGAAAUCCAAAAAAAGAAAGGUGUACGGUUGUUCUGAGGAUAGCGCCUACAUUUAUAAGAUUUGGCUCUUUUGAAAUUUUCAAACCCCCUGAUGAAUAUACGGGACGCAAAGGUCCCAGUGUGAACCGGAACGACAUUCGAGUGCAGAUGCUGGAUUAUGUGAUUGGCACUUUCUACCCCGAAAUCCAGGAGGCACAUGCAGACAACAGCGUUCAGAGGAAUGCUGCUUUCUUCAAGGAGAUCACAAAACGGACGGCAAGGUUGGUUGCUGAGUGGCAGUGUGUUGGCUUCUGCCAUGGUGUGCUGAAUACAGAUAACAUGAGCAUAGUUGGACUAACUAUUGACUACGGCCCUUUCGGAUUUAUGGACAGGUAUGACCCUGAGCACAUCUGCAAUGGCUCCGAUAACACGGGGCGCUAUGCUUACAACAAACAGCCAGAGAUUUGCAAGUGGAAUCUAGGGAAGCUUGCUGAAGCCUUAGUCCCAGAGCUGCCCUUAGAAAUAAGUGAGCUCAUCCUGGAAGAAGAAUAUGAUGCAGAAUUUGAAAAACAUUAUUUGCAGAAGAUGAGGAAGAAACUAGGCCUAAUUCAGUUGGAAUUAGAAGAAGAUAGCAAGCUGGUGUCUGAACUGCUUGAAACCAUGCAUCUCACAGGUGGAGACUUCACAAAUAUUUUCCACUUGCUGAGUUCGUUCUCAGUAGAUACCGAUCCUUCGAGACUGGAAGAUUUCUUAGGAAAGCUUAUGAGUCAGUGUGCUUCAGUGGAAGAACUGAGGGUUGCUUUCAAACCUCAGAUGGAUCCAAGACAGCUGUCGAUGAUGCUGAUGUUGGCUCAGUCUAACCCUCAGCUGUUUGCACUCAUUGGAACAAAAGCAAAUAUAAACAAAGAAUUAGAACGCAUUGAGCAGUUCUCUAAGCUGCAGCAGUUAACAGCAGCUGAUUUACUCAGCAGAAAUAAAAGACACUGGACGGAAUGGCUGGAGAAAUACAGAGCCCGUUUACACAAAGAAGUAGAAAGCAUCAGUGAUGUUGAUGCCUGGAAUACUGAACGUGUGAAGGUUAUGAAUUCCAGCAAUCCAAAAUACAUCUUGAGAAAUUACAUUGCCCAGAAUGCCAUAGAAGCAGCUGAAAAUGGGGAUUUCUCAGAGGUAAGAAAUGUAUUGAAACUCUUGGAAAAUCCAUUCCAAGAAACAGAAGAAUCCUCAGAGACAGACACCAAGGAGGAGGAAGCAACUGCUGCAGCAGCUGCUUGUGCUCAAGCAACCAGAAGCAGGCUGCCUUAUUGCAGUAAGCCUCCCCUCUGGGCUUCAGAGCUCUGUGUUACAUGAUCUUCAUAACUGCCUUGUUUUAUUUUUUGCUCUGAACUGAAGACUGUGAUCCUCCUUCAGCGGUGAAGAAUUGAGCAAGGCAAUCAUCGAAGUGCUAUUAAGUUAUUGAAACAACCCUACAUUUGGAUGCAUCUACAGCAGCCUUCAGCUGUGCUUAAUUUAGGGCAGUCUGGGAUCCUUGGAGCAAGCUGCCAACACUGGACAGUCUGUACAGAUUGUUUCUUUGUGUGUUUUGAGACUGAAGGCCUUUCCUUUAUUCAUACCACACUGCAGUAUUUCCUCUGGAGACACGCUGACAUUUGAACAUCCAAAUGGAGUUGUUACGUGAAGACAAAAGUAUCAAGUCAGGAAUCUGAUCUGUUUUUGUCUGAUGUCUUAACUAAUAGUACUUCUAACAUCUAUUUGCUGCUUUUUCUAUGCAGGGAGUUCUAGUCCACUUUAAUGGAGGAAUAGAUACAAUGAUGCUUGUUUGAAGCCAUGAUUCAGUUAAUUAGUUCAUUUAUUGUGAACCUUUAGGCUGAUAUUUAAUCUUUAUCUUGGAGUCUGCAGGCAGGGGCUUGAGGGGAAGCAAACAAACAGGUGGGUUUUGUUCUUUUUUAUGUUUUCUUAUAUAUAAUACAUAAAGAGCACAAUGAAGGGAGACCGUAUAUUUGCACUUGAAAAGCUUGGUGGUCAAGUCAGCUCAGAUUCACAGUGUUUACGUACAGUAUAUUGACAAAAGCCAUGAGUGCAGUUUGUAAGCUGCAUGUAAGGUGACUCGGGCUAAUUCAGCUGCCUAAACGAGCACAAGCUGUACGUACUGCGUGAGCAUCGUGUGAAAGAUGCUACAGAAGGAUGGGAGCUGACUUGCUCAGAAAUGUAUUGGUGAUAUUUCAGUUUGGUUUCAUUUGAGAUGUUAGGGGGAAAUCUGUUUCUUCUAUUGCCGUGUCAGCAAAAAUGAAAGGAGUUCCCAAGUUAAAGGCUUGACUGAGCUUUCUGAGCUUAUUUCUGAAGGGCUCUGCUUGGCGUAUCCUCAUGCAAGUCUGAUGUAGUGCGGAGGUUUCUCUUUUCCAAAGAAGCCACUGUCUUCCACUGUGAGCUUAAGGGCAGUCUGGUCAAUAGCUCUCUUUUAAGUCUUCCUCAAAUCAUGAGCUAUGGAGAAACAGGGAGAAGGCUGGGCUGCUGCUUGUCCAGUUCUGCUAAUAAUCAGUUUCUUCUUGCUGCCUCAGUAAACAGGUGAUGUUUUGAAGCAUUAUCCCUCAUUGAACCUGGGGGCUUCUGAAAGCAAACCAUCUCAUGGAAGCUGUUACUGCAAGGCAGCGCUGGGUAAGGACUGCGCCAGGGGAGGGAUGGGGAAGGAAAUGUGCUGCCAAUUGAAGGACAUCUCAAGCAUUCUCCUGGCAAAUCUGCAGAGCCCAGCGAUUCUUAUGCUGUGCUUUGACUAGAAGGGAUUAAUAGGAAGGGAAAAAGAAGAUGCUCCACAAUGAUCAUAACUGUGUCCUCAUUUUGUUUCUCAGUUUAUAGGAAGGAGCGCUGUUGUGGUGGAGCUCUGCCUGAGCUGCUGACUUAACAAAGUGCUCUAAAGUAACGAUUUUAAACUGUACCUCAGGGAUUAUGUAUUUUUAAUGGCAUUCUGACAUUGUUUUAUUUUGGGGUCAUUUGCUGUUGUGAUGGGGAGAGGGAGAUACUUUGAUACUCUGCUAGCAAAUUUAUCCUUAAAAAGGGAUGCCAAAUGUGAAAGCGAAGAAUGAAACCUUGGGGUACUUGUCCCAUUAAAUGCGUUCUUAAGUGUGAAUCAUGUGCAGGAGGGCUGGAAAGCCUGAAAUCACAACCAGAGAAUGGUGGUUGUGGGGCUGAAUGAGUUUGAGACUCUUCAACACCAACAGCCUUCUUUGGAAAGCCUUUGGUUGCACUGUAGUCCUCUGCCUGUACAACCUGACCUGCCGUUGCCUGAAUGCAGGCGGCAGCAGGGGACCAGCAGCCUCACACUGUGGUGGGGCUCCUCUCGUGACCAAGAUCUCACCAUCACUGCUUCCUGAGCUUGUGGAACUAUGACUACUGCUAUUGGCUUUUAGUUCUUUUAUUAAAGAAAGAAGUAAAUCCAAAAUGUAAUUU
Molecule: messenger RNA, 4129 nt
Organism: Coturnix japonica (Japanese quail)
Lineage: Eukaryota; Metazoa; Chordata; Aves; Galliformes; Phasianidae
Gene: SELENOO
Product: selenoprotein O
Source: RefSeq, a predicted model, not a curated record